Molecule: messenger RNA, 1944 nt
Organism: Grosmannia clavigera kw1407
Lineage: Eukaryota; Fungi; Ascomycota; Sordariomycetes; Ophiostomatales; Ophiostomataceae
Exons: 2
Coding region: 1-1944 (647 amino acids)
Biological process (GO): transcription by RNA polymerase I
Source: RefSeq, a predicted model, not a curated record
AUGGUUGGCCCUAGGGCUCCGAUAGGCUCGUUGACGGCCCACGUCAAGGGCAUCAAUGGGUGGAUGGGCAGCCGUCCGUCCGAGACGCCGAAGGCGUCUCUCUCCAGCCUCGGUGGUGCUGGUGGUGCGCUUGACGACAGCGACGGUGACUCUGACUCGAGCAGCUCGGAUGACGAUUCCGAUGGCGGCAACACGGCCUCGUUUCUCCAAAAAGUCUCAAACGCCGUUCGUGGGGGCAGCGCGAACGCCAUGCCGCCAGCAGCAGGCAAGAUCCAGGUCAAGAGCAAGGCGAAUGGCAUCAGCACUCCGGCGCACAAGGCCGCUGUGAAGAAGAGCGAAUCCAGCGCCGUCAGCGACUCCAGCGACUCAAGCGACAGCAGCGACAGCAGCGACAGCAGCGACAGUGACAGCAGUGAUUCCGACAGCGAGAGCAAGAGUGGACAAGACGCUUCUCCCUCCAAGAACGGCAAGCGGAACAAGUCCCCGGCAAAGCCAAAGAUUGUGGCCGCGACAGAAAAAACGAGGUCGGAAUCCUCCAGUAGCAACAGCAGCAGCGAUGAUGAUGACGAGGAGCCAGAGAAGGGAGAUGGGGAGGAGAAGGAAGACGGCCAAGAUGCAGAAGAGGAGGACGCGCCGCAAAGAGAGGCUGCCUCAAAGGCUGUGGCCGUUGCCACACAAGCAGAACCGGCCAACCCAGACAGAGAUAUCACCUCCGAGUUUGCAUCGCAAGGCUUCCAGCUGCGGAAAGCCAACGACGAGAUUGAUGCCUCGGAUGUGGCUAAGAUUUUCCGCCAGGCCCAGCGGGAAGGAAAGCAGCUUUGGUACUUCACCGCGCCGUCCUCUGUGCCCAUCACCGUGGUCGAGAAGAUGCAGAUCCCGCUCGAUCGUGCCCAGAAAGGCCUCCCCAUCCUCAACCACGACGGCCAAGACUACUCCCUCAGCUUUGACGAUGCCCUCUCCUCCAAGACCAUCAAGCUGAUGAUUCCCAAUAAGGCUGGAGACAAAUACUCUAUGCACCGGACGAUCGACCAGACGAUGCACCUGAAGCGCGUCACCCACUUCUCGCACGACGACGACGAGGCCGGACCAGCCGAGGCAGCAGCUGGCCGCCCGCUCACAACAGCGCCGAAGCCGCCGCGAGCCCAACCACCUGGCCUCAAGACGCGCUUCCUGCCGAUCGGCGUCAGCAAGACUGCCACCCCGAAGCCGUCACCCUCGGUCGCCACCUCGGUCUCGAGCACCACGAGCGCGUCACGGAAGCGGAAGCUCGCCGCCCAGGAUGGUGCGGAUGCCGAGUCGGACAGCACGUCUGUCACCAGCGCCGCCUCCAGCGCCGAGCCAGACCCGAAAAAGGCCAAGAAGGCCAAGCCGGCAGCGACGACGACGACGACGACAAGAGUGACUCCCAUUGUGCCGCCCGUCCCGACGCUGGCCGUGGCUCAGGAGGCCGACGCCACGCCGAUCAGCGGUGCCAAGAAGUCCAAGAAAAAGGCUGCAGCAACUCCUGUCUCUGCCGUUGCCGCGACGCCCUCGACGGCCAGGAAGCAGUCGGCCAUCCUGCCGCCACCUGUGUUGGGUGUCACCCCGACCGUCCCCUCGACCCUAAAGACGGCGGCGGCGUGGGAGCCCAGCAGCAGCCAGAUGGCCCUGCCGCUGUCGUCGCAGUCGUUCCAGAUCGACACGCCGUCCAAGGUCGUGCUCAACGGCGACAGCCCAAAGAAGGACAAGAAGAAGAAAGAGAAGAAGCAGAAGGAGGACGUCUCGGCGGAAGCUGGUGCGCCGGAAGAGGCGGAGGCGGAGGUGGAAAAGCCGAAGAAGGAGAAGAAGGACAAGAAGGACAAGAAAGAGAAGAAGGAAAAGAAGGACAGGAAGGACAAGACGGUCGAGACUCCCGUCUCUGCCGGCCCCAAGAAGGUGACGCCGGUGCCGAUUCCACACCACUAG